AUAAAAUAGUAAUAAUAAACGUUGGCAGCGACCAUGUCGAAAGUUGUCAGCAGUAAGGAGAAGAAAUCCUUCAGCAAAAAGCUGUUCCGGAGGAGCUCGGUGCGCUCCGUGGGCAGCUUCAUGAACAGAGUUCUCCGGACUCUGUCCACGCUGUCUCAUUUCGGUACCGACGAGCAGGCCGCCGAGGAUGACAAGGACGAAGCCUCUCUGGUUCCGACCACAACCGGGGUAUCGGUCCCGUCCGACGACAGCGACUGCGGGGGUUUCCCCUUCGGGGACAAAAUCCCGGGUGUCGCCGGACUCAAGAACCACGGCAACACCUGCUUCAUGAACGCGAUCCUGCAGUGCCUCAGCAACACCGAACUGUUCGCCGAGUAUCUGGCUCUGGAGCAGUUCCGAGGAGGGGACACGGCCACCACCAACAACGACAAGGCCAAGUCCAACGGGGUGCUGGUGCAGAAGAAGGGGAUCCAGCAGCAGCAGCAGGAGCAGGAGGAGGAGGGCGGGGAGGUGACCGAGCAGCUGUCCGGUCUGGUUCGGGCACUCUGGACCUUCGAGUACACGCCCCAACACAGCCGAGACUUCAAGAACGUGGUGUCGAAGAGCUCCCACCAGUUCAGAGGAAACUCCCAACACGAUGCCCAGGAGUUCCUCCUGUGGUUGUUGGAUAGAGUUCAUGAAGACCUCAACAACAUCAUCCACCCUGACAGCAGGCCCCCCAGGAAGCCUCCUGUUGAAGAUGAAAAUGCUACUGAAGGAUCUCCGUUACCAGCACCUGGCUCUUUUGUUCAGGAGCUGUUUCAGGCACAAUACAGGUCGUCCCUGACUUGCCCUCACUGCCAGAAACAGAGCAACACCUUUGAUCCUUUCCUCUGCAUCUCACUGCCAAUCCCGGUGCCUCACACGCGGCCUCUCUACGUGACAGUUGUGUACCAAGGAAAGUGCUCCCACUGUAUGAGAGUCGGGGUGGCGGUUCCUCUGUCGGGCACCGUGUCCAGGCUGAGAAAAGCUGUGGCCCAGGAAACUAAAAUCCCUGCUCAACAGAUUGUCCUCACUGAAAUGUACUACGACGGCUUCCAUCGUUCUUUCUGUGACGAUGACGACGACCUCGAAAUCAUCCAGGAGAGCGACUCAAUCUUUGCCUUUGAGACACCUGAGCUCUUCCGACCAGAGCAGAUCCGCUCCAAGCGAGGCGUGAGCCCACAUGCAAAUCUCAACCAGAACAACUUGAAGUUUGGUACUGAUAACAACAGGAUGCCAACGCAAAUACAAGAGCCCACAACGCCACCUCCCAGCCCCAACAAGAACACGGAGCAGGCUGAGAAGGUCGUGUUGUUGGUGUGUAACAGAGCCUGUGCAGGACAGCAAGGCCGCAGGUUUGGUAAUCCAUUCAUGCUCUAUCUGGAGCGUACUGUGACGUGGGAUGUUCUUCAGAAAGAGAUCCUGGAGAAGAUGCGGCAUCUUCUUCGCCCUGGGGUUUUAGUGCAGGUGGGGCCCUUCACUCUGCGUGUGGUGGGAGUGGUUGGAAUCACGUACCUGUUGCCUCAGGAGGACCAACCGCUCUGCCAUCCUUCUGUAGAGAGGGCAUACAAGUCUUGUGGACCUGGAGGACCACCCCAUGUCAAAAUUGUCGUCGAAUGGGACAAGGAAACGAAAGACUAUCUGUUUAAACGCACUGAGGAUGAAUAUAUCCCGGAUGCUGAAAGCGUGCGUCAAAUAAAGGAGCAGCACAUGCAGCCGCAGAUGUGCUCGCUGGCACAGUGCUUUCAGCUCUACACCAAAGAGGAACAGCUGGCCCCUGAUGAUGCGUGGCGAUGUCCGCACUGUAAGCAGCUCCAGCAGGGCAGCAUCAAGCUCAGUCUCUGGACGCUGCCAGACAUCCUCAUACUUCACCUGAAGCGCUUCAGACAGGAUGGAGAUCGACGGAUGAAGAUGCAGAACAUGGUGAAAUUCCCUCUGACCGGCAUGGACAUGGCGCCACAUAUAGUUAAGAGGAGCCAGAGCAGCUGGAGCCUCCCCUCCCACUGGUCACCAUGGAGACGGCCUUACGGGAUGGGCCGGGAUCCUGAGGACUACCUUUACGACUUGUAUGCGGUGUGCAACCAUCAUGGGACCAUGCAGGGGGGUCAUUACACAGCGCACUGCAAGAACUCUAUUGAUGGUCAGUGGUAUUGCUUUGACGAUAGUGAUGUUCAUCCCAUAUCUGAAAACGAAGUGUGCAAGCAGACGGCCUACAUCUUGUUUUACCAAAGACGCGCAACCAUCCCAUCUUGGUCUGCAAACAGUUCUGUGGGAGGCUCCACCAGCUCUAGUUUAUGUGAGCACUGGAUAAGCCGAUUGAUGGGCAGCCGUCCACCUAGCCAAGCCUCAUCUGGAUCAUCUAGACGCACCUCGUUAGCCUCUCUGUCCGAGUCUGCCGAAUUUGCCGCGGAACGGAGCGAGGAUGAUGGCCUAUCUACCCGACCGGCAGUGAGAGGGAUGCAAAGACAAACAUUCUCGUCAAGAUCUUCCAUUGCUAGUCCCUUAGUGCUCAGUGAAAAUUGCACAAAACCAUCCUGGUCCCAUUCGGCUAAGCUCCAGCUCCGUUCCAUCUCUCCCUCACGUUUUUCCUUAGAAUCCCACUCUUCUUCUCCAACACUGGAACGGAUAGGUGAGGUGGUUGAUACCAAGAUGUCAACUUCCUGCUUUAGUGGGUCACCUAAGACAGGGGUCAAAUCAUCCCUCGCCGCACUGGACAGCAAUCCAAGCAGUAAGCGGCUAUUAGAGCAGGUACAUUCCAAGGCCGUGUUACACGUGGAGCAGAGGAAAUCCAUCCAGGCUGGAGAUAACAACAAUGCAGUCACACCUCCUGAACAGGUCAGCCCUCGACAUGGAGCGACACCAAAGGAACUGAAACAAAGGACUACAUCCACAGAUGGCUCAGGUGUCAAAAGAGCCUCAGCCAAAAGUGGAUUAGAGAUCGAAAGGAGUCCCAAGAAACGCACUGCCACGUUCUCAACAUCAUCCAGCUCUCUUUCUCCUGCAUCUCCCUGUGCGGACAAGUCACCAUCUCGAGGACAGACAAAGAGUGCUGCAUCAGCGUUCAACCCCAAGGACAAAAGUGAUGGACCUCUUAAAACUAGUAAGCCCACUUCCUUGAGAUCUGCCACCCCUUCCAAAAAGGGACCAUCCCAAACCCAGGAGGCAUUACAUUCUGACGCUACACCUCAAAUGAAGAGUGGUUCUCCGGGACUACAAAGCUCCCACCCUCAGAAGAAAACCUCGCCAAGAGGGGGAAGUGAAAAAGGUGCAGCUGCUGGAAGGCUGAAAGCAGCAGAAAGAAGUGCAAGCCGGGACUAUUCACGGAGCAAUGGGAUCUCAGAAAGAAAGGUGAUGAAUGGGAACCCUUCCUCCAGGACAAGCGGUGGUAGUAGAGCUGAGGCCAGAUUGGGCCGUGCUUCCGAGAACAGACCAGGAGGACGAAGCUCAAGCAGUAGCUCCUCGAUGACGAGCCUGAGAUCCUCGAGUGUGGGUGUUUCUUCUGGAAAUGCAACCCCGGCAUUACGAGGACCUCAGAGGAACAGUAAGACAGAGGACAAAGGUUUAUCAUUUUUUAAAACAGCCUUGAGGCCAAAAGAGACUCGCAAGUCAACCGAUGGCGGCAAAGUGGGGACGGCAGAAGCUAAAGGGAGUCCAGAGGAUUGUGGUGGUGGGGAUGCAAAUAGAGAAGGACCAAGCAAGAAAGCCCACAGCAUGAUGUCGGACGCCCAGACAAGCUUGUCAACAGCCAAAGACAAGGAGUCCUGUAAGGCGGGACUGCUACCCUCUGCAAAGUCCAAGCUUUCUGGAGCUGAAGCAAGCAGCCAAUCCUCCGCCAACAUAAAGGAGCUAUCAAAGAAAGAACCUGCUAAAAAGACAGUACAAUCCAGGAAGAUCCCCAGCAACUCCACACAAGCUAACCAGAGGGCCAAAUGAAAUGAUCCAAAGGGUGGGAUAUCAUUCGCUCCAGUGCAGCUCAGAGGUGCUUUAACCGCCAGAUCAGACUCUGAGUCUUCAAAGCACCUGUAGCCUACGGUACAAGAGUACCAGCUACCCACAGUGGAUAGCUGUUGUCCACAUUGUUAAAUACAUAUAGGAAUGAAUUUUACUGAAGCACUUUGUACGGCUCGCAUCGAGGAAUCGUGUACCGCAUUGUACAUAUGCAUGGACUGCACACGUAUUGAAGUUAUUACCUUGUUCUGUCUGUAGAGUAGCUGGGACG
This is a messenger RNA of Thalassophryne amazonica, 4240 nucleotides long. Its product is annotated as ubiquitin carboxyl-terminal hydrolase 31-like. Gene Ontology annotation, molecular function: cysteine-type deubiquitinase activity. NCBI's taxonomy places the organism in Eukaryota, Metazoa, Chordata, Actinopteri, Batrachoidiformes, Batrachoididae. Gene Ontology annotation, biological process: protein deubiquitination. Bases 34 to 3954 code for a protein of 1306 amino acids. The record is from RefSeq and is a predicted model, not a curated record. The transcript has 16 exons.